Molecule: messenger RNA, 2992 nt
Organism: Setaria italica (foxtail millet)
Lineage: Eukaryota; Viridiplantae; Streptophyta; Magnoliopsida; Poales; Poaceae
Product: receptor-like serine/threonine-protein kinase SD1-8
Exons: 7
Coding region: 236-2875 (879 amino acids)
Biological process (GO): protein phosphorylation; recognition of pollen
Molecular function (GO): protein serine/threonine kinase activity; ATP binding
Source: RefSeq, a predicted model, not a curated record
CCAUACUCCAUACGCAGCCGGCGCCAUGGACGUGGCCCUGUGGGCGUAAAAAAUGCGCGUGCAUUCUCACACCGCCGCCGCGGCCGUUUCCUGCCGUGGUUGCUGGCACGACGACCGCCACCCGCCCGUGCAGGCAGUCUCACACCAAGUCAUAAGCCCAUGUAACGAGAGGAGAGGAGCAAGAGGUCAACGGCAGGGUUUGGCGCACCGUGAUCGGGAGUAACCGGGAGAGAGGAUGAGGGCGCGCACGCUCUCUUCCCUCCUCCUCCUCGCCGCCCUCGCCGCCGUCUCCUUCACUCCCUCGGCAUCCACCGACACCAUCUACCGGAACACGACGCUCACCGGCAACCAGACGAUCGUCUCUGCCGGUGGCGUCUACGCGCUCGGCUUCUUCACCCCGGACGGCGCCGCCGGCCGAACGUACCUCGGCAUCUGGUACGCCAGCAUCCCGGGCCCGACGACCGUGGUGUGGGUCGCCAACCGCCAGGACCCGGUGGUGAGCCCCCCGGUUGCCCUCCAGCUCACCGCCGGCGGACGGCUGGUCAUCCUCGACGGCAACAACGACACCGUGUGGUCCUCCGCGCCGCCCGCCGCCGCCAGGAACGUCACCGCGCGCGCCGCCGCGCAGCUCCUGGACAGCGGCAACCUCGUCCUGAGCGCGGACGGGAGCGGCUCCGAGCAGAGCGUGGCGUGGCAGAGCUUCGACUACCCGACGGACACGCUGCUCCCGGGGAUGAAGCUCGGGGUGGACGCCAGGCACGGCAUCACCCGGAACAUCACGGCGUGGCGCAGCGAGUCCGACCCGUCGCCGGGCGACGUCACCUUCAAGCUCGUCCUGAGCAGCGGGCUCCCGCAGUUCUUCCUUAUGCGGGGCAGCAAGAGGAUCUACACGAGCGGGCCGUGGAACGGCGACAUCCUCACCGGCGUGCCGUACCUCAAGGCGCAGGACUUCACCUUCAGGGUCGUGUACAGCGCCGACGAGACGUACUACAGAUACUUCAUCCGCGACGCGUCGCUGCUGUCGCGGCUCGUCGUCGACGGCGCCGCGACGCAGCUGAAGCGCUUCUCCCUCAACAACGGCGCGUGGAGCAGCUUCUGGUACUACCCGACGGACCAGUGCGACUACUACGCCAAGUGCGGGGCGUUCGGGUACUGCGACCCCGACCGCACCCCGGUGUGCGGCUGCCUCCCGGGGUUCGUGCCGCGGUCGCCGGACCAGUGGGGCCAGCGGGACUGGUCCGGCGGGUGUGUCCGGAACACCAACCUAAGCUGCGACGGCGGCGGCGGCGGCGGCGACGGGUUCUGGGUGGUGAACCGGAUGAAGCUGCCGCAGGCGACGGACGCGACGGUGUACGCCGGCAUGACGCUGGACCAGUGCAGGCAGGCGUGCCUCGGCAACUGCAGCUGCGGGGCGUACGCCGCCGCCAACAACAGCGGCGGGGUCGGCGUCGGCUGCGUCCUCUGGACCGUCGACCUGCUGGACAUGCGGCAGUACCCGAUCGUCGUGCAGGACGUGUACAUUCGGCUCGCGCAGUCCGACAUCGACGCCCUGAAGGCCGCAGCAGCAGAUAACCACGAGCGCUCACACAAGGGCAAGCUGAUCAUCAUCGUCGUCGCGACCAUUUCCGGUGUGCUUCUCCUGCUAGCAGCGGCUGGCUGCUGUUGUUUCUUGAUGAAGAAGGGGAGGAGCAAGCGUGAAAGCGACGACAUGGCGUCAUUGCCGCCGAGCACUACUACUGGAGAUUUUGUGCUUCCGUACAGGCCCAGGAGCCAGCCUUCGUUGAGCCCGGGACCGGGUCAGCAGCCUGAUGAGGGCUCGGAGGGAAUGAGAUACGCCGAGAAAGAUGUUGACCUUCCAUUGUUCGAUCUGGAGGUGAUCCUGGUCGCCACGGACGACUUCGCGGAGCACAAGAAGGUUGGAGCAGGUGGAUUUGGCCCUGUUUACAUGGGAGUUCUUGAGGAUGGGCAGCAAGUAGCUGUGAAGAGGUUGAGCCAGGGAUCAACGCAAGGGGCGAGGGAGUUCAUGAACGAGGUGAAACUGAUUGCGAAGCUGCAGCACAGGAACCUUGUAAGGCUGCUCGGCUGCUGCAUCGACAACGAUGAGAGGAUGCUCGUGUACGAGUACAUGCACAACCAGAGCUUGGACACGUUCAUAUUCGAUGAAGCGAAGGGCAGGUUGCUAGUAUGGCAGAAACGGUUCGAGAUUAUUUUGGGGAUUGCACGGGGUCUGCAGUAUCUGCACGAGGAUUCGAGGUUCAGGAUCAUCCACAGGGACCUGAAGGCUAGCAACGUGUUGCUGGACAGAAACAUGGUCCCCAAAAUUUCAGACUUUGGCAUCGCCAGAAUGUUUGGAGGCGAUCAGACCACUGUAUACACCCGGAAGGUUAUCGGAACAUAUGGAUACAUGUCCCCGGAGUACGCAAUGGACGGCCUCAUCUCAAUAAAAUCCGACGUCUUCAGCUUCGGCGUCAUGGUGCUGGAGAUCAUCACCGGCAAGAGGAACCGUGGCUCCUACGAACCAGAGCUCGAUGUCAACCUCCUAGGAUAUGCAUGGAUGCUGUGGAGAGAAGGGAGAAGCUUGGAGCUGCUGGACGAGGCGUUGGGUGGCAGCUUCCACCACAGCAGGGUGCUGCGGUGCAUCCAGGUCGCUCUGCUGUGCGUCGAAGCGCAGCCGAGGAACAGGCCCCUGAUGUCGUCGGUGGUGACGAUGCUGGCGAGCGAGAACACCGUGCUCCCUGAGCCCAACGAGCCCGGAGUGAACCCUGGAAUGAGCACGUCGUCGGACACGGAGUCGUCCCGGACUCGGAGCGCCACCUCCAACUAUGUGACAGUGACCAGAUUAGAGGCGAGGUCCACUGGUAACUCUCCCCUGUAAAGUUUACAAGUUUGUAAAGAUUGUUGCAUUGAGAAGCUCCUGAAUUCAAUUCAUUGGGACCGUAAUCGGGUCCAUAUGUUUUUUUCAAUCUGUCAGACUGUUGAGAUGUUGCGGUCA